AUGCAGCCGCGACUAUGGUUUUCCUUCGUCAGGAAAUGUCCAGCUCCUUGUCGCAAAAUUUCCACCAGUGUCUCCCAUGAUGCCAGUAAAAUCCGAAACAUGGCUCUGGUAGCACAUAUCGAUUCUGGCAAAACUACUCUAACUGAAUCAAUCCUGCUCCAGUCAUCCUACAUAACGGCUUCUGGAUCCGUAGAUACAGGCAGUACCACGACAGACUUUCUUCCUGCGGAAAGGGAACGCGGAAUUACAAUCCAGUCGGCUAGUAUUCCAGUGAAAUGGAAAAACUGGACGUUCAAUCUUAUCGAUACACCAGGCCAUGCCGACUUUGGAAUGGAAGUUGAAAGCGCCAGUCGUGUCAUCGAUGGUGCUGUCGUCCUAAUCGACUCCGUGGAAGGUGUCGAAGCACAGACAAAAGGUGUGUGGAAACAAUUAGAUAGGUAUGGAGUCCCGACACGUAUGAUGUUCUUGAACAAGCAGGAUCGUCCAGGGGCUUCCUUCAAACUGUCUAUCCGUUCUCUGCUCACGCACCGUCUCCACCCUCAUCCAAUGGUCUUGACGCUCCCUAUCGCGUCAUUUGACCCGCAAGACUACAUGCAUGCGGAGCCUGGUAUACAAGGUCUCGUCGACCUCCUGAAGUGGGAGAUAUGGCGAUGGAACGAAGCUGGAGAAUCUACUUGCUAUCCGCUACCUACCGACGUCCAGGCCCUGGAAGAACUCGAAUUCAUACCUUCUCAUCAUCCUAUUAUACCUCAACUUGCACCUGCGCGCACCCAACUACUAGAAAACCUCUCAAUGUUCUCAGAGGAUCUCAUGGAAACACUGCUCGCACUACCCUCAGAGCCUUCUUCCUAUCUUGGUAUCAAAUAUUCUGAUAUCAUCCCUCAUCUACGGAAGAGUACGCUCGAGAACAAAAUCUUACCUGUGGUCUGUGGCUCGGCGAUCAAACACAUCGGAACCAGCAUUGCGAUGGAUUAUGUCGGGGAAUUAUUCGCUAGUCCUCUAGAUGUCCCUCACGACUCUGCCAAAAAUGCACCGUUGCGUAUGUUAGCGUGGAAAGUCAGCUGGGAUCAGAAACGAGGCUGGAUGACCUAUGUACGGGUUUACUCGGGGAAGCUAACGAGGCAAAGCGCGGUUCUAAAUGCAACUCGGAACCAGAAGGAAAAAGUUUCUAAACUUCUGCUCAUGUACGCUUCGGAGCCUGUAGAGGUCGACGAACUACCGUUUGGUGCAGUGGGCGUUGUAUUAGGUCUCAAAUUUACCCGUACAGGCGACACUCUUGUAUCUCCAGGAGCUCCUCCUUCGGCUCGGUCAGUCAUGCAAGAUAUCGUACCUCCCAAAGCAGUUAUCUCGGCUUCUGUUAUACCACACUCUCAUUCUGAUCUGGAACCCGUACAAAAUGCAUUGGAAUCGCUCUCCCGUACGGAUCCUUCUGUUCGUUACGACCUUCAGGAAGGGCAGAUAUUAGUCCAUGGUCUAGGAGCUCUACAUCUCGAAAUUGUUGAAGGACGACUCCGUAGUGAAUUCCAAGCCAACUUCGAGCUGGGCAAACGCCGUGUUAGUUAUCGAGAAUCCCUGGGUCCAAACUACGAUCCUCCUCAUUAUGAAAAGCCGCUUAUUACCAAUAACGAUAAAGCGGAUAUAGCUGGGACUUCCGUUGUUGUUGCGUUGGAUAUCCGGCCUCUACAGGACGAUGAAGAAGGUAGCCCACUUUGGGAUGGAAAUCUUGUUUUGAAUAAAGCAGGAGUUGCUAUACCUUCCCCGGAAUCGUCUUCCACUGCAAAUCCAGAACUUUUGAUAGCUUCAGGAAUUGCAACUGCCCUUUCGAGCUCUCCACAUUCCUCGCUACCCAUGUCACAUCUCCGCAUACAGAUCCGCGAAUGGUCCACUCCGUCCCCGUUAUCUUUACUUACGGGCGCGAGCGCCAUCAUUAUGCGCAAUCGUAUACGGAAAGCCGGCAUGGGCUCGCUUAUGGAACCAUACUCCUUUUUCAAAGUAGCUGCGACUGAAGACACUCUUGGUAAAGUAGUGAAGGAUCUAACUGAGCACGGCGCAGAAUUACAGGAUCUUGGCGACGGAAUAUCUGACGGAAUGGACGAAGUUGUAGGAUAUCCAGUGGAAGGAAAUUAUAUCCCUCCUGAUAUGCUCUCACCUUCAUCUUCGAAUCUCACAGGAUCCGGUGCAUCUCCAAAGCUCAGACGUUUUGUCCAUGCUCUAGCUCCACUCAGCCAAAUGCUGGAUUACAACAGCCGCCUUCGAGCACUGUCUGGAGGACACGGUCAGUUUGACAUGGUCAAUGCUGGAUUCCGUGUCGUCGCUGAACCUCGAAAAAUGGAGAUACUACGUGAAAUCGGAAGAGCAUAA
Lentinula edodes (shiitake mushroom) is the source of this 2361-nucleotide messenger RNA. Its product is annotated as P-loop containing nucleoside triphosphate hydrolase protein. Lineage: Eukaryota; Fungi; Basidiomycota; Agaricomycetes; Agaricales; Omphalotaceae. The transcript is spliced from 4 exons. The coding region runs from base 1 to 2361 and encodes 786 amino acids. Gene Ontology annotation, biological process: mitochondrial translation; ribosome disassembly. The record is from RefSeq and is a predicted model, not a curated record. Gene Ontology annotation, molecular function: GTPase activity; GTP binding. Gene Ontology annotation, cellular component: mitochondrion.